AUGCACUGCUCCCUCGACUCCUCAGACCAGUCCCAGCUGGAGAACCUAGAACUGGUUGAGGAGGUCAUGGUGGACCGCUCAACACAGACGGUCUGGGAAGACCAAAGUGAAAAUGAGAGGCAAAGCUCCAGAGCAGAUUGGAACCAGUCUGGAGUGAGCAGUAUGCACUGCUCCCUCGUCUCAGACCAAUCCCAGCUGGAGGACCAUAAACUGGAUGAGGAGCUAACCGUGGGCAGCCCAAAAGAGCGGGUCUCCAGAUGGGAAAACAUGGGCUACAUGGACAGCCAAAGCUCCAGAGCAGUUUGGAACCAGUCUGGAGAUUCAGUGGUCAGCAGCAUGUACUGCUCCCUUUUCUCCUCCAGCUCCUACCACUCUGAGGUGGAGGACUGCAAAGUGGAUGAGGAUCUCAUGAAAAUCAUACACAGGCAUAUGGAGGACAGAGAGGAGGGACGGAAGUCCUGGGAAGCCUCCAGAGUGCCGUGCCUGGAUAUUCUGGCUCUUCCCUUGCAUUUUAACUCCCGAAUUGCACCACAAAGAGGGUGUGGAAAAAGACAAGAGGGCAUCAUUGGAAAUACUGGAAAGUGCUGGGUUGCCCUGCCCUCCGUGUCAUCUGGAUCCCCUGAAAACACUGAAUGGAGGAAAUGUGUGCCUCUGGGGGGAAAUGACUGGAGCAGAAGCAGCCACGGAGCCCAGAACAGUUUCCAUAGUAGCCUACAGGAUCCCACCCCUUUUGAUUCCAUCCCCUUUUCAGUUCUGCCAUCUCUCUGUGCACUAGCAGAAUGCUAUGCAGGGUGGGAAAGUCCUCAAUUCCUCUCUCAUUCAGAGCCACCGCGGGAUGGGUGCUGGACUCUAUCAGAAUGUCCUCUCUUACCUAACUGCUUGACUCUCUUGCAACUUCAGAGAGCCAGCAAUCAGGAUGAGGAUGUCCAUUUCCUCGCGGUCCUCUGUACUUGCUGCAAGGCUGCAUAUAAGAGCGGCCAGGAGAGUCUGGAUCUCCCCUACAGCAAAGGACAACUGAUAAAAGCAAUCGUGGUGGUGAUGGAGAAGUCCCCUGUGCAGUCUGGGCCUACCAUUCUCCUGCUUUAUGCCAUGGCUGCCGUCUCCUGCCUCAGCAAAAUCAAGCCUCCAACUGACCCAGAGCUAGAGUCUGCGAUCCUGCGCUUUGCUGUUCGCGGGGUCAUAACAGUGCAAGCAGGACAUGUCCACAAACAGGCUCUGCACAAACUCGCAGCAGACAAUCUGGAGCUGAUGCUGAGGGGUUUUUUGUCAGAGGCCCCAACCACACAGCAUCUCUUGUCCCUCCUGGAGCACAUCAACAUCUGGAUCCUCUCCAGGAAUGCCCAGGAGAGAGCUCGAGCCAGCAAACAAUGCGCCAGCUUGCUCCGCUUUAGUGUCAUGAUGCCUGAUUGUGAUAACUCUGCAGAACUCCCCAGUUUGGGCCACCAUGUGGCGAAACUUGGAAUCUGCAUAAUGGAUUGCAGGAAGGAUGUCAGCCGAAACGCCAGGGAGGGAAUCUACCGGCUCCUAGAAGUACUUCUCCACCACAAAGGCCAGAGCAGCAGAGAAGCUGGGGAGCUGUGGAGCCGGAGAUGGCAGGAGGAGGAAAGAAUUCUGGCCUAUCUGAACACCGCCAGAGUUGGGGAGGUUUUCAGGGAGAUCUUUAAUAAAGAUCAGGAAAGAUCCUUCCUGAGGACCACGCUUUGGGCCAUUAAUCAUCCCCUCCACAGGGUUAAGGAGGCUGGACUGAUCCUGCUGUACUCCCUCCUGGGCAAGGCCGAUGCACUGAUGGGGUAUGAGGAGGAGGAAAUCCGGAGGAAAAUCUGGCGUCGUCUCCGCCAAAUCAAAGAAAGCAAAGGGCUGCCUGAAGAAAUUGAAGGUGACUUACUGAUGGACCUUGGCAGUGCCGCUAAGCCGACUACCCUCCCAUGACACCUUUCCUUCCUUUCCAUAUAAAACACUCAAGUAUAAACAUAUCAAGAGAAAAAUCAUAUAACAUUUUAAUUAAAUGUAUUAUGUAUUAUCAUAAAUGUAUGUAUCAUAUGU
Messenger RNA from Hemicordylus capensis (graceful crag lizard), 2043 nucleotides. RefSeq lists its product as uncharacterized. The transcript is spliced from 13 exons. Lineage: Eukaryota; Metazoa; Chordata; Lepidosauria; Squamata; Cordylidae. The record is from RefSeq and is a predicted model, not a curated record. Gene Ontology annotation, cellular component: cytoplasm. Bases 1 to 1929 code for a protein of 642 amino acids.